AGAAUACCUCCAAAAUCCAAAUGUACCCAAAUAAAUCAUUUAGUUUCCUUUGCUGCCUAAAACUUGUGGAGGCUAGUCAUAGUUAUGAUGAACAUUACUCAUUUUGAAUUUUGCUACUUAGUUUCAUGAUUUUAUCAAUCAUUCAAUUCCAAUCCAACUUCAUUAGUCAUUCUUUUUGUGCAUAGCAACACCAACUCUCUCUCUCUCUCUCUCUCAACUCUCUCUAUCUCUCUCUCCAAUGGUUUUGGUUGAUAGUCACGGCAGCAAAGAUGACGGAGUCAAGGUGGAUUUUCGCGGAAAACCGGUCGAUAAAUCAAAAACCGGCGGCUGGCUGGCCGCCGGGCUCAUCUUAGGAACGGAACUCUCCGAGAGGAUAUGCGUGAUGGGGAUAUCGAUGAACAUGGUGACGUAUUUGGUCGGAACAUUGCAUCUUCCGUCGGCAAAAUCGGCGAACAUCGUCACGAAUUUCAUGGGGACGCUCAAUCUACUGGGCCUCCUAGGCGGCUUCGUCGCCGACGCCAAACUCGGUCGUUACGUGACGGUCGCUAUUGCAGCAUCCGUCACAGCUUUGGGAGUGACACUGUUGACAUUGGCCACCACUAUUCCGAGCAUGAGGCCCCCUCCCUGUUUCGAUCCGAGAGGAGGGCCGUGCGUGGAGGCCAACGGGCGGCAGCUGGCCAUGCUCUACACGGCCCUCUACACGAUCGCGUUGGGGGGAGGGGGCAUCAAGUCGAAUGUCUCCGGCUUCGGAUCAGACCAGUUCGACUCGUCUGAUCCGAAGGAGGAGAAGGCGAUGAUAUACUUCUUCAACAGAUUCUAUUUCUGCAUUAGCCUUGGAUCCUUGUUUGCUGUCACGGUCUUGGUCUACAUUCAAGACAAUGUGGGGAGGGGGUGGGGCUAUGGGAUCUCCGCCGGCACGAUGAUCAUCGCGGUCGGGAUUUUGCUGGCCGGGACGGCGUUGUACCGUUUCAGACGGCCUCAGGGGAGCCCCCUGACCGUCAUAUGGCGCGUCGUCUCCUCUGCAUGGAAGAGGAGACGACUGCCGUAUCCGCCGCAGCCGGAUUUGUUGAAUGAGUACUACAAUGCCACAGUUCCUCAUUCUGAUAAACUUAGGUGUUUGGACAAGGCGUCGAUCGUCGAGGGCGACGAAGGGGAAGACGGGCCCAAAGGCGCCGCCGCUGCUACCGGAAAACUCGCAACCGUUACUCAAGUUGAAGAAGUGAAGAUGGUGAUAAUGCUUCUACCAAUUUGGUCUACCUGCAUACUGUUUUGGACAGUCUACUCCCAAAUGAACACAUUCACCAUUGAGCAAGCCACGUUCAUGGACCGGAAUCUCGGCGGCUUCGAGAUUCCGGCGGGGAGUUUCUCCUUCUUCCUCUUCAUCACGAUCCUCCUCUUCACGUCCCUCAACGAGAGGGUCCUCGUGCCCCUGGCCCGGCGCGUGACCCACACGAAACAAGGCCUAUCCUCCCUGCAGAGGGUUGGGAUAGGCCUUGUCUUCUCCAUAUUCGGCAUGGGGGCCUCGGCCCUCGUGGAGAUGAGGAGGAGGGACGCCUUCGUCAAGGACGGCCUAAGAAUCCGCGCCUUCUGGCUCGUGCCCCAGUUCUUCCUGGUGGGGGCCGGGGAGGCCUUCGCCUACGUGGGCCAGCUCGAAUUCUUUAUUCGAGAGGCCCCCGAGAGGAUGAAGUCCAUGAGCACGGGGCUGUUCCUCAGCACCCUGUCCAUGGGCUUCUUCGUUAGCAGCCUGCUCGUCACGUUGGUCGACAGCGUGACGAACAAGAAGUGGCUCAUGAGUGAUCUCAAUAGAGGGAAAUUGGAGAAUUUCUAUUGGAUGCUUGCAGUUUUGGGAGUCUUGAAUUUUGUGGUGUUUCUUGUGUUUGCAAUGAGGCAUAGAUACAAGGUGCAGAACUAUGUUGUACCUCAGCUUGAUGGGGAGGGAGAGCUCAAGCAGCAGAGUCACGAGAGUACAAGCAUUAAUGCAGGCAAGAUUGCAGCUGAGGUUGCAACAGAAGAGCCUUGAAUUGGAGGAGUUUGAUCUCUUGAGUAUUUAUUUUAUUUUUUUGUUACAUUUUUUUUUUUCUUUCUGAAGCUUAAGUUGGUAAAGAUAUAAGAAAAAAAAAAAUACAUUGUUACACUUUUGAUUUUGGUAUGUAUUUGUGCCUUGUAGUGGAAGAUGUAGCAUUUGGUUUGUGAUUAUAGAAAUAAUUGAUUUGUAUAAUCUUGAGCUCAUAUAUUUAAGUAGUACUGUUUUUUC
This is a messenger RNA of Salvia miltiorrhiza (redroot sage), 2254 nucleotides long. Its product is annotated as protein NRT1/ PTR FAMILY 6.4. Gene Ontology annotation, cellular component: membrane. The coding region runs from base 239 to 2020 and encodes 593 amino acids. The transcript is spliced from 5 exons. NCBI's taxonomy places the organism in Eukaryota, Viridiplantae, Streptophyta, Magnoliopsida, Lamiales, Lamiaceae. Gene Ontology annotation, biological process: transmembrane transport; response to nitrate. The record is from RefSeq and is a predicted model, not a curated record. Gene Ontology annotation, molecular function: nitrate transmembrane transporter activity.